Malaya genurostris is the source of this 2626-nucleotide messenger RNA. RefSeq lists its product as uncharacterized. NCBI's taxonomy places the organism in Eukaryota, Metazoa, Arthropoda, Insecta, Diptera, Culicidae. The transcript is spliced from 6 exons. Gene Ontology annotation, molecular function: protein binding. Bases 499 to 2445 code for a protein of 648 amino acids. The record is from RefSeq and is a predicted model, not a curated record.
GAGGAAAGCUUACUUAGCAGCCAUUUCCAAUCGAUGGAUCCGUGCUGCUACACGCUCGCAUCGAAGCAGUGGAAAAUUUUGUGAGUUAUCCAGAUUUUAUUCUCGUGAAAAGAAACGAAAACUGAUAAUAAAACUACGCCUUAACUAUCAGCGCUGGAAGUUAUGAAUGGAAGACAAUGUGCACAAAGGAGUUCUACUAAGAAAAUUUGCUACACUCGGAACAACGAUAUUUAUUGAUUUAGAAGCAGCUGGUUGAGUUUUCAUGUUUUCGGAUAAGACAUUCUAAAACCAUGACUGAAAUCUGAUCAAAACUAGUUCUAAAAACCAAAAAUUUUAAACUCUAAUUAGUGUUGUGAUUUUAUGCUAGAUUUUAACUAUAAAUCAGUAGAGUUCAUGCAGGUUCAUGAAUAUGCUAUAGAGCUUGUAAAGAUUAUUACUGGUGUACAUUCCUUGAGCAAAUCAAUAAAACUAAACAAAGCCAGGUGAAACGAGGAAGAAAUGACAAACAUUAAAUGGCUGGGCAGUGUGUUCUGCCCAAUUUCCUUGCUGGUGCUAUAUUCGAUCGAGGUCACCGGACAAGGCCUAGACGGGUUUUCCGCGUCGCAGCACUCAAUUGCCAAACGAAUGGAUCUCGAGACCUGUUUAGUGCACUUCGAUAUCCACUUGAACACGAUCAUUCGAACCGAAGAGUCACGCUCGAUGGGUGCCAAGUUUCUUGACAACGCCGAUGUUAGCUCGAGGGAACAGUGCCUGAGACUGUGCUGUGAGACCGAGAACUGCGACGUGUUUGUGUUUGAGGAAAAGAAUCAGGGUACUUGCUUCCUCUUCCAGUGUGGGCCACCAACCGAUUUCCAUUGUAAAUUCACUCGUCAUUUAAACUACACCAGCGCUGUGCUGAAGAUUCCAUCCGUGGAACAACCACCUCCGGCGCUGGUCAGUCAGAUUCACUCACUGGCUCAGUCAUCCCAGGUGUCAAGCUCGCCUAAAUUAUCGCAGCACGAGCUGGAAUUGGUCAACUUGAAAGCACCCAAACCAGCUCCGAAAAGUGACCUUACGACAACAACUUUGCUCCCACCACUCGGCAUUCAACUGGGCCAAGUUCUCACCACAAGUACAGCCAAAUCCAUAACACCGUCCCAGUGCGGUCACUACGAGUUCCCAUGCCAUUCCGGAGAAUGCAUCGCCGUGUACAAUGCGUGCGAUGGAAUUCCCCAGUGCGCCGAUGGUAGCGACGAAGGACCGGAGUGUCGGAGACCUCCCCCGGUAAAAACGUUUCAAGCCGCUCCGAUUCUGCAGCAAUCACAACUUCCAGUAGCCGGUGGCCAAAUGAAUUCGAUACCACUGUCAAACGCACAAAUUUUCCCAACAAAUUUGCAGCAACAGCAGAUGAGAGGACUCCAACAGCAGCAGCAACAACAGCAACAAGAUGAGCAAAAAUUGGCCCACCAGAUGCCGCAUAAUCGGGAAGAUCCAAUGACGGCACCGAAAUCAUGGCCACGUCCGAUUGUGGAAACGCAGGGAGCCUAUGUGGAUACUAGCGACAGUCGCAUAUUCAGUCACAAAGGCGGACUUCAGGUUGCAACCAACAAUAUUUCUCCACCUCAAUACCAGGACUCUCUUCCGGACACCAGUUACGUUCCAAAUAUCCCCAGAAACAAUCCCUACUUACCAAUUCCGGGAAGUUAUCAAUCUGGCGCAUCACAGUGGAGUGAUCCCCGGCUGUCCGCACCACCAAGACAAAUCUGGCCCAAUCAGAUCCAAAUGCCCCAGGAACAAUACAUGCUACCACCACUACAGCACCAACCGGACUCAGUUCAGGUACCUCCACAGCCGGUCCAGAACACCCCACCUCAACAACCACUGCUGACUCAAUCCCAGCAAUCCCCGCCAAUCAGUCCAAACUUGACCGCAGAUAAAGCUAAAUCAAACACCGAAAACGCCGAGGUUCCGAAGAAAACCACUGAAACACAUAAAUCAUCCCCAAAAUUAUCUGAAGAAUAUGAUUCCGACGAAGAUCAGUACCAGGAUGGCAAAUCCUCCAAUGAAUAUCAAGAGGACGAGAAGCCAGUUCCUCCCCAGAAGAAGAAACAACGGAAACACCACAAACAACAACAGCAUUCCGAGGAACACAAGAAAAAGAACAAAUCUAAAACUACGAAAAAGGAUAAAGCAUCUGAACACGAAGGUAGCGAGCAUCCGGCACCAAUUCACGAGCAUCUCAAGAUGCUACGCAACGAUUUGGAGAUCGAGUUCGCUGACCACGAUGGACUGGCAGAAAGACCCGGGGGAGCGGUGCUUUCCCUGACGCUUGGCGCUAUACUGACAGCAGCUCUAGCGAUUCUGAUAGGAUGUCGUAUGAAGGUUGCUCGACGAAGGGUACGACGACAGGGGAAAUCGUCCUAUGCGCACGAUGCUGACUUUCUAGUGAAUGGAAUGUAUUUAUAAAGUGCUUACGUAGUUCUAUCUAGAAGUGCCAUUUCGUUGUUACGCGGGACUUGUUUGAUUUUUACAAAACUAAAGAUGCACCCUUGCUUCGAGACACAUUUCAUUAGAUUGUAAGAAAGUGUAUCCCUGAUUUGCCAGCCACCGUUGAAUAUUUGGUUAAUAAAAAUCUAUUGGGAGAGAA